CACCCAAGCAGGUUUUUGUAGCAGCAGGACAUUGGCGUCAUUCCGUCAUCCCAGGUUGCAGCCAUGCUGCAGUUCCAAACAAGACGUUGCGGAGCCAGCAACUUCAACUUCGGCACCAAUCGCCACGUCGACGCAUGGGACAUCCGGCCGAGCGAUGGCCUUGUUUAAAGCAAGCAAGCUCGGGAGACAGCCUAUUGUAGAGGCACAGAGGCCCCUAGCGGAGUACAUGGCGUUGCCCGCUAGCCAGUACUCCGUGUUGGACGCGCGGCGCAUAGAACGUGUGGACGAUUCGACAUUUCGGUGCUACGUGGGUGAGCUGCGCUUCUUCUCCUGGUCCGUGGAGCCCGUCAUCACUGUAUCUGUGACGGUGGAGCCGGGGGGCUGCACCAUACGACUGCUGGAUUGCAAGUUGCAAGGCAGCCGGUUUGUAGAGGAUAUAAACGACAAGUUCUCCGCCACUAUGACCAAUGUGGUCCGGUACCGGGACUACCAGCCGCCUGCCGGAGAGGAGGAGGAGGAGGUGGAGACGGAUCAGGGCCACGGAGCGUGGCAGCAGCAGCAGGAGGAGGAGGCUGCAGCCGCAUUGCCGUCACGAUCGGCAACUGGGGGCCCCUCACGAAAAGAGAUUCUAAGCGACACGACAAUUCAGGUGUGUGUGGAAGUGCCCCCCUGGAGCGGCUUCCUGCCAGUGGCGACCAUCGAGGGCGUCGGUAGCAACGUCAUGCAGAACGUGCUCAAGGUCAUGGUGCCUCGCUUUCUCGCUCAGCUACGGACAGACUACGAACUUUGGGCGAGCGGAGAUGAGUCGCGACGACCUGUUGGGGAGCUGUAGCCGUGAAGCUGAAGCAUAUUGUUUGCUGGAAACUGAUGAUGAGUAGAUGAGCGCCAUGGGGGUGGUUUGGUUUGCAAAGGUGACAUGUAGCAAUAGCUGUUGCCGUCCCGCAGUCGCGUCGCUUCGUUAGGCAGUGCACAUUUUGCUUUGGUGCUGUUACAACAACAGCAGCAGCUGCUGCUGCUGCUGCUGCUGCUGCAGCUGCUGUCGCUUUUCUUUUCUGGCACAUCAGUACCCAGCCGCGUGCAGCCAUGCGGGGGGCGGGUUGGGGCGAGUGGGGGCUCGCAGAUUAAGACUUGCGUGGAGGCGAUUGAAUAAUCAGCAAGGCCGGCACGCACUUGCAAACCGGUUGGCAAUUGCGAGAACCGACAAGUCUGUCAGCUGUGAGCGCGGCUAUAGUUUUUUUUUGAGUGUGUGGACUCGACAUAUACAUGCAUAAUGAGUUACGCGUGCAGGAUGGGAAGCUGGCAGGCGAUGGUUUUUGCUUGGAGGAGAUUUUAUGACGAGGGGGAGAUUUAAUGCUUUCGUUUCCUGAUGCAUUCAGCAAUGUGCGCGCAACAGCCCUUUGAAGGGCCUCCUUUUGCACUUACCUUUUGUUGUUGCUGUGCGUGAUGGGCGGAUGUGAGGUUGGCUUUCCGCGUUCGCGGUUCACAUGUACGCAGCGGUGUCGUCACUACACGGUGUACCUCGGCUAUGUCCCGGGGGAGUAGGUAGGGCCUCUGGCAGGAGAACAACCGAGCCUAGCUCACUAUCUUAGAACCUGACCUGCGUUUUUCCAGUUGGAAGCUGUUCUGUUC
This is a messenger RNA of Volvox carteri f. nagariensis, 1629 nucleotides long. RefSeq lists its product as uncharacterized. The transcript is spliced from 6 exons. The coding region runs from base 155 to 832 and encodes 225 amino acids. NCBI's taxonomy places the organism in Eukaryota, Viridiplantae, Chlorophyta, Chlorophyceae, Chlamydomonadales, Volvocaceae. The record is from RefSeq and is a predicted model, not a curated record.